Coccinella septempunctata (seven-spotted ladybird) is the source of this 1321-nucleotide messenger RNA. Its product is annotated as palmitoyltransferase ZDHHC2. The record is from RefSeq and is a predicted model, not a curated record. Lineage: Eukaryota; Metazoa; Arthropoda; Insecta; Coleoptera; Coccinellidae. The coding region runs from base 254 to 1207 and encodes 317 amino acids. Gene Ontology annotation, molecular function: protein-cysteine S-palmitoyltransferase activity. Gene Ontology annotation, biological process: peptidyl-L-cysteine S-palmitoylation; protein targeting to membrane; synaptic vesicle maturation. Gene Ontology annotation, cellular component: endoplasmic reticulum; Golgi apparatus. The transcript is spliced from 6 exons.
ACCUUCAAAUGUGACAUAACCCACAACUCACACUUGUGUUGAAUAAAUGUCAAAAUUUUGGGAUUGUAAAGUACACAGAUAACCGAAAACUGAGAUAACAGUGUUAUUUGUGAGUGAUGUUUAAGAAAUGCUGCGGAAUGUUCUAUCGGGGUGAUCUCUGAAUUUUCCUGUUAAUCGAAAACUCAAAAAUUUCACCUGCGUGCAGGUAAAAGUUGAAACUCUGGAUAUAAAAUGGAAUGAAACGAUAGUCAAAAUGCCACUAGCCUCACAAAAUACCAAAGGACCAUGUUUUUGGUGCAUAAAGGUGAUGAAAUGGGUCCCCGUUUUGUUUAUUAUGACAAUUGUCGCAUGGUCUUACUAUGCCUAUGUGAUUCAAUUAUGUUUUUUGACUGUGGAUUCACUUAUGGUUAAAAUUUUAUACUUAAUAUUUUACCAUAUAAGUUUAGCUAUGUUUUUAUGGGCCUAUUGGCAAACUGUUUUCACUGAUAUAGGAAGGGUGCCUCAAAAAUAUAGAAUACCCGAUGUGUGUCAUGAGCAGCUACUUCGUGCAGAAUCUGCAGAGGAGCAACAUAACAUACUUGAAGAAUAUUCGAAGAAUUUACCAAAUGUGAACGUUAACAUCAAUGGCGCUGUAAGAUAUUGUGAUAAAUGUAGAUGCAUCAAGCCUGAUCGAGCUCAUCAUUGCUCAGUAUGCGGAGAAUGUGUACUCAAAAUGGAUCAUCAUUGCCCGUGGGUCAACAAUUGCGUGUCAUUCACCAACUAUAAAUUUUUUGUCUUAUUUUUAGGCUAUGCCUUAUUGUACUGUAUAUACGUGGCCCUUACUGCACUUCCUUAUUUCAUUGCAUUUUGGAAUGGAAAACUUUCAGGAGUGGGGAGAUUUCAUAUUCUAUUUCUGUUUUUUGUUGCUGUUAUGUUUGCAAUAAGUUUAAUAUCACUAUUUUUUUAUCACUGUUAUUUGGUUAGCGAAAACAGAACAACACUGGAGGCAUUUAGAGCUCCCAUAUUUCGUACUGGAGAGGAUAAGCAUGGUUUCAGUCUGAGUCGAUACAAUAAUUUCUGUGAAGUAUUUGGGGAUGACCCCAAAAAAUGGUUUCUUCCGAUACAGUCAAGUUUGGGUAAUGGAAUUGAAUUUCCCUUGAAUCUACACCAACAGAGAACGUACCGAUCAAUGGAAUGUACACAAAAUGGUUUGGAAACCAAUAGUUAACUAAAAGUCUGUUCCUCACACUUUCAGUGACAAUUAAGCUAUCUCUAUAUGAUAGUGUUAAAAUGUGUAUACUUAUAAUUUAUUCAAUAAAUUUUUUAAAUUAUACAUGUGAAA